This is a messenger RNA of Solanum lycopersicum (tomato), 735 nucleotides long. RefSeq names its product 21 kDa protein-like. Lineage: Eukaryota; Viridiplantae; Streptophyta; Magnoliopsida; Solanales; Solanaceae. Gene Ontology annotation, molecular function: enzyme inhibitor activity. The record is from RefSeq and is a predicted model, not a curated record. Gene Ontology annotation, biological process: negative regulation of catalytic activity.
UUUUUCCCAACCAUUCAUCCCCAAUCCUUUUCCCCCCAUCAUUUGAUAAUGAAUUCCUCUACUUCAAAUUGCCAUAGCCUCUCCACAUUUCACAUUUCAUUUUUCUAUUUCAUUGUAAUAACAUCCACAUUGCUAUGCUCAUCAACAGCAACAAGAGAGCUUACCAACAAAUCCAAACUCAACACCUCUGAUUUCAUCAAAACCUCUUGUGGCACUACAUUAUACCCCAAAUUAUGCAUCGAAACACUCUCACCUUAUUCAAACUCCAUCCAAACAAGCCCAAUGGAAUUAGCCAACUCUGCACUCACAGUGAGCUUAAAGGGAGCUAAAUCAACCACCAACAAAAUCGCGAAGAUGUCUAAAGAGGAAAGCUUAGGUCCAGCAGAAGCACAUGCUUUAACGGACUGUGUGGAAAACAUGGAAGACUCUGUUGAUGAGCUACAAAAAUCACUGUUGGAAAUGAAGAAUUUGAAUGGACCAGAUUUUGAAGAGAAAAUGGGGAAUGUAAUGACAUGGGUAAGUGCUGCAUUGACAGAUGAAGAUACUUGUAUGGAUGGAUUUCAAGACAAUUCUGCUAUGAAUAGCAAAGUUAAAGCUACUAUUAGAAAUUAUAUUGUUAAUGUAGCACAGUUAACUAGUAAUGCUUUAGCUCUUACAAAAAAUCUUUCAUCUUCUUAGUAUAUUAAAAAAAUUCAAUAUUCACAUACUUUCCUUUUACCAUUUUGGAAAACAAAA